GUUUUUCAAUAACAUUGAUCACUGAACAUUUUCUUCAACAAUAUUUGUUUUACUUUAAAAGUUUGUGAAUUAAGCUAAUUAAGAGCUAUGAAUUUAGAGGAUAAGAUUCUGGGUGAGAAAUUGCAAUAUUAUUGCAGUAGUUCAGAGGAUGAAGGUGGAGAUGACGAAUAUGAAGGCUCUGGAAGUGGAAAAGGGCAAGGCAAAUCUCAAUUGUCUAUUGAUCCAGCACUUCCGCAAGAUUCUCAUCACUGGAGUGGAAAUUCUGCAAAUACAGGACCAAAGGGUGUAAUUAAGGAUUGGCAGAGAUUUAAGCAAUUGGAAACAGAAAAGCGAGAUGCACAGGAACGUGAACGUCUUGAUUUAUUGAAAAAGCUCAGUAUUACAGCCAAAACAACAGCUGAAGAUCAAAAGGCCAAAGAACAGGCUGAAAUGGAAGCAGAACUUGAGGAUUUAUUGAAUGAUGACUUUCUGCUUGAAUUUCAAAAGCAACGGAUGCAGGAAAUGCUUCAAAUGUCUGGUUUACUUCCGAAAUUUGGUACUUUAAUUCAUCUCACGUCUGGUGAUGAUUUCCUUAAAGCCGUUGAUAAUGAGAACAAGAAUGUAUCUGUAAUCAUUCAUAUCUACGAAGAAAAGUUCCGUGCAUGCCGUACUAUGAAUUCAUGCCUUGAAAAACUGGCACCAGAAUAUCCGCUCAUAAAGUUCUGCAAAAUAUUAAGUACGGCAACACAGUUAAGCAAGCAAUUUAAAAGUUCAGCACUGCCAGCAUUGCUCGUCUAUAAAAAUGGACAGAUAAUUGGGAACUUUGUAAGACUUCAUGACGAGCUUGGCGAUGAGUUUUAUCAUUCGGAUGUUGAAAAUUUUCUAAUUGAGCAUUCUUUAUUAACUGACAAGACACUCGUUCCGAUUAUAUCGACCCUAAGUUCACAGCAGCAGAAUAACGACGAUGACGACGAUUAAUUAACUUUUAAUUGAAUUUAAUCAUGUAUCUCAUUCAUCUAAAUUACUAUACAUUUUAUAACACCCUAAAUCAUUAAGUUAAAGCAACGUUUUUUAUUUGUACGCUUUUGUGCAAUCAUAUUUAUCACAAUAAACAUUCUCGAG
This is a messenger RNA of Chironomus riparius, 1101 nucleotides long. The record is from the annotation of a GenBank genome assembly. Lineage: Eukaryota; Metazoa; Arthropoda; Insecta; Diptera; Chironomidae.